Molecule: messenger RNA, 1434 nt
Organism: Morchella sextelata
Lineage: Eukaryota; Fungi; Ascomycota; Pezizomycetes; Pezizales; Morchellaceae
Exons: 3
Coding region: 1-1434 (477 amino acids)
Cellular component (GO): lipid droplet
Source: RefSeq, a predicted model, not a curated record
AUGAGAGGAUCUACCACCCAAGGCCUCCAUCUGGACCUCUUGACCCCCGAGCUCCCUCCGAUCGCUGCCCUCUUCGUGAUCCAGUUCGACCUCAAAGCUGGGUACACAAUCACCUGGAAACGCACCACGCCCAACGUGAGCCUCGAUGGUGUCGAGUUCAAAUCCCUACCCUCGGGUCUCCACAACCUCGACAGCGACCUCGUCUACUUUGUGCACCCGCCGCACGCCGGCAUCAGCGCCUUCAUCCGCGUCCCCGCACCUUCGUCGGACCGCAACGCCCUCCAGCUAUCCAUUGGCGCGCUCGUCCCACUGACAUAUGGUCGCCUCGGCCGCUCAUGGCGGCAUGCCGCGAACCUCCAGGCCCUGGCAAAGAGCUUCGCAGCGGAUCCAAAGUCGCAUGGUGUGCUCGACGAGUACUUUAAUACACACAGCAUUCCCGCCGACAGCGGCGAGAACCUGCGGUAUCGGGGCGGCGACAGGCGCAAGGGGAGCGAGAGUGGCUUAGCGAAGGAGCUUGAGCCGUUUCAUCCGGCAAAGAGCUUACGGAGCUUCAUAGGCCUGCUUGGGCCGCUUGUGUGGCCGGUGUGGAGGGCGGCGCUAGAGGGGAAGCGGAUCCUUGUCGUUACGGGGGCGCCGGUGGAGAAGGCUUGUAAUUUCGUCUAUGACAUAUCAAUUCUGUCCACAGUUCCCCUCUCCGCGCAACCGUUACUUCCGUGCCCACCGUCGCGACUCCGACCUCUAUUCUCAGUGGGCGUCUCGGAUAUACCGUUGCUCGAGACUGAGGCGAAGACGCACGGGUCGUGGGUCGCAUGUACAACGGACGAGAUCCUGCACAUGAAGACGGGGCUGUAUGAUCUUGUCGUCACCCUACCACCAGUCUACAACGUCGAUGCGUGGCCGAAGCUCGAGACCUCUGCGGGGACACCGGUACUAGCCACCCAGCGGGACCUAGUACGGUAUCGUGGGCUAAAGAGGUGGAUCGGCGGUGGUGCCGGCAGCGGCGAGGAAGAAGAAAGUGGGCGACGGGAGGAAAGUGUGUGUGAGCCAAUGAGCUGGCGUGAGAUUGCAUACACGGGGUUCCUGUGGUGGGCGUCAGCGGGCGAGAAACGGAGUGAGGGGGAGGGGGAUGAGGGCCGGCCAUUACUGGAGGAGGAUGGGGAGGAAGAGGCGCCGCAGAAAGAUGGGUGCUUGGAGGCAGAGGUAGUGGCGUAUUUCCAGGGGAUGACGGAUGCGCUGCUGGCGGGGAUUGCAGAGGUGGUUGAGGACGCGGAGGAGGGCGAGGUGGUAGUGUUUGGGUGCGAGGAGGUGGAGAGAUUAGGGCUCGACAAGGGUGAGACGGAUGCUGCGUUUGUGAAGGCGGUUUGCGAGAGGUAUUUCAGCAGAGAGGCCCGAGUAGAGGUGGAGGGGUGGUCGUGCCUGGGUGGACUUUGCUAG